Molecule: messenger RNA, 8997 nt
Organism: Camelina sativa (false flax)
Lineage: Eukaryota; Viridiplantae; Streptophyta; Magnoliopsida; Brassicales; Brassicaceae
Source: RefSeq, a predicted model, not a curated record
UUCACGUAGGUUCUCUCCUCUCUCUCUCUUUCUCUCUCUCUUUUCAGGGGAGUCUCGCCGGAGAGACCCAAAAAAUUAAAAACAAAAUUAAAAAACCGAGAGGGAAAAUUCAUCAUCUUCUUCCAUCGUUAACCUCGAGGUCGUUGGGUGUGUUAUGUCUCCUGAGCUUUCUCUUUUAAAUUAGCUUCAUUAGAUAAACCCUUGUUUAGUUUCUGACCUAGUGUAGAGAGAGAGAGCACCUUGGGCUUACCGUUAGGGAUCAGUCUCGGCUUUUGGGUCUUAGAAAGAAGGACGAGGACCCGACGUCGUCUACGAACCAAUUUCUACUCUGUGACGGAACCCUAAAAACACCGUUUUCGCUUGUCAUGAGUCCAAUUCAGAAUUUUGAGCAACACUCUCGUCGUCUCGUCGAGCCUGACCUACCUAUUCAGGCUAGGCUUGAGAUGGUGGUGGAGGUCAGGGACAGCCUAGAGAUAACACAUACGGCUGAGUACUUGAAUUUUCUUAAAUGUUACUUCCGGGCCUCUUCAGUGAUUCUUUUUCAGAUUACUAAGCCACAGUUCACUGAUAAUCUUGAGCAUAAACUACGCAACAUCGUGGUUGAGAUCCUCAACCGUCUACCACAUAGCGAGGUUCUUCGUCCCUUUGUUCAAGACCUCUUGAAGGUUGCUAUGCAGGUGCUCACCACUGAUAAUGAAGAGAAUGGGUUAAUCUGCAUUCGCAUCAUCUUUGAUCUUCUUAGGAACUUUAGGCCAACAUUAGAAAAUGAGGUUCAACCAUUCUUGGACUUUGUCUGCAAGAUUUACCAGAACUUCAGAUCGACUGUUUGCCAUUUUUUCGACUAUGUCAAAAUGGAAGAAGUGAAACCUAUGGAGAUCUCUACACCAUCUGAUCAGUCGCUCUCCAUUACUGCACCUUCCAGAAAUGGGCAGAUUAACCCUAGUACUCGUUCAUUCAAAAUUGUCACAGAGAGCCCCCUUGUCGUUAUGUUUCUUUUUCAGCUGUAUAGCAGACUUGUUCAGAUCAAUAUACCUAAUUUGUUGCCCCUGAUGGUUGCUGCUAUAUCGAUUCCUGGCCCUGAGAAAGUUUCUUCACAUAUGAAGCCUCAGUUCAUCGAACUGAAGGGUGCUCAGGUUAAGACGGUUUCUUUUUUGACUUAUUUGUUAAAAAGUUGUGCGGAAUAUAUCAGGCCGCAUGAAAAAAGCAUAUGUAAGAGCAUUGUAAAUUUGCUUGUCACCUGUUCGGAUUCUGUAUCUAUCAGAAAGGAACUAUUAGUCUCACUAAAGCAUGUUCUUGGGACGGAUUUCAAGAGAGGUUUAUUUCCUCUUAUUGACACUCUUUUGGAAGAGAGGGUUCUAGUUGGAACGGGGCGAGCAUGCUUUGAGUCUUUGAGACCUCUGGCAUACAGCCUACUGGCAGAGAUUGUUCACCAUGUUCGAGCAGAUUUAUCCCUUUCUCAGUUAUCACGGAUCAUCUACUUAUUUUCAAGGAACAUGCAUGACUCGACCCUCUCUCUUAACAUCCAUACAACUUGUGCACGACUGAUGUUAAAUCUGGUGGAACCGAUAUUUGAGAAAGGUGUUGACCAGCAUUCAAUGGAUGAAGCACGGAUUUUGUUGGGACGUAUCCUGGAUGCCUUUGUUGGAAAAUUCAAUACCUUCAAGCGUACUAUACCUCAGCUUUUAGAGGAGGGUGACGGAAAGGAUCAAAUCACUUUGAGGUCGAAACUUGAACUUCCUGUCCAGGCAGUUUUGAAUUUGCAGGUUCCUGCCGAACAUUCCAAAGAAGUGAAUGAUUGUAAGAAUCUGAUCAAGACACUGGUGAUGGGAAUGAAGACAAUCAUAUGGAGUAUAACCCAUGCACAUUUGCCCCGACCUCAGGGAAUGCACCCACAAGCUCUUGCUUCGCAGUCAUCUGCUUCUCAAGUUUUUAAAGGAAUGAGAGAAGAUGAGGUGUUGAAAGCCUCUGGUGUUUUAAAAAGUGGUGUCCAUUGCCUAGCUCUCUUCAAAGAUAAGGAUGAGGAAAAGGAAAUGCUAAAUCUAUUCUCCCAAAUUUUGGCUAUUAUGGAACCUCGAGAUCUAAUGGAUAUGUUCUCUGUAUGUAUGGCUGAACUUUUUGAGUGCAUGAUUGACAAUACUCAACUGGUUCAAAUAUUUGCCACUCUUCUUCAAGCUCCCAAGGUAUACAAGCCAUUUGCAGAUGUUCUGAUUAAUUUCCUAGUAAGCAGCAAACUUGAUGUUCUGAAGAAUCCAGAUUCAGCUGCAACUAAAUUGGUUCUGCAUUUGUUCCGGUGCCUCUUUGGGGCUGUGUCCAAAACACCAUCUGAUUUUGAACGAAUAUUGCAACCUCAAGUGCCUAUUAUUAUGGAAGUCUGCAUGAAGAAUGCUACUGAAAUUGAAAACACUCUUGGUUAUAUGCAAUUGCUCCGAAUUGUUUUCAGAGGACUUGCUGGAUGUAAAUUCGAGCUGCUUCUUCGAGAUUUAAUCCCCAUGCUACUACCUUGUCUUAAUAUACUUCUGACAAUGCUCGAGGGUCCAGCCGGUGAAGACAUGAGAGAUCUUUUGUUGGAACUUUCGUUGACACUUCCUGCACGCUUAAGCUCCUUAUUGCCAUACCUUCCCCGUCUUAUGAGGCCUCUUGUAUCCUGUUUAAGAGGAAGUGAUGAACUUGUGAGCUUGGGGUUACGCACCCUUGAAUUCUGGGUGGAUAGUCUGAAUCCUGAUUUUUUGGAGCCAAGUAUGGCAAAUGUGAUGUCUGAAGUGAUCUUAGCAUUAUGGUCUCACUUGAAGCCGGUGCCAUAUCCUUGGGGUGGUAAAGCGUUACAGAUUGUAGGAAAGUUGGGUGGUCGCAAUCGACGAUUUCUGAAAGAGCCACUUACACUUGAAUGCAAAGAUAAUCCAGAGCAUGGGCUUCGCUUAGUUCUGACGUUUGAGCCGUCCACUCCAUUUCUUGUGCCAAUGGACAAAUUCAUUAAUCUUGCUGUAGCAGCUGUUAUUCAGAAAAACCUCACUACUGACAUCUUCUACAAAAAGCAAGCUCUAAAAUUCCUCCGCGUUUGCUUGUUGUCUCAACUUAAUUUGCCUGGGUGCGUCACUGAUGAGGGUCAGAUGACCAAGCAAUUAUCAGCUUUGUUACUUUCCUCUGUUGAUUCAUCUUGGCGCAGGAGUGAACCAACAGAAGUAAAGGCUGACUUAGGGGUUAAAACAAAGACACAGUUAAUCGCUGAGAAGUCGAUCUUCAAGACACUAUUGAUAACUAUAAUUGCUUCCAGUUCUGAUCCGGAUCUCAGCGACUCAGAUGAUGACUUUGUUGUAAACAUAUGUCGGCAUUUUGCAAUUAUUUUGCAUGGGGACUGUACCUCGUCGUAUGCUUCCACUAGUACUGCUCCAUUCGGGGGUUCUGUGAGUUCAACAAGUUCCAAGCCCAAUAUCAAUUGGUCUACUAACUUAAAACAUCUGGAUCCUUUGAUAUUUUUAGAUGCUCUUGUUGAUGUGCUUGCAGAUGAAAACAGGCUCCAUGCCAAAGCUGCUCUGACUGCGUUAAAUGUGUUUGCUGAAACUCUGUUGUUCCUUGCUCGUGUUAAACAUGCUGAUGUGCUGAUGGCUAAAAGUGGUCACAGUGCCUCUAUGAUUGUCUCCAGUCCUUCUACAAAUCCGGUCUAUUCACCCCAUCCAAGUGUACGAAUACCAGUGUUUGAACAACUUUUACCUCGGUUGUUGCAUUGCUGUUAUGGGAGCACAUGGCAAGCGCAAAUGGGAGGAGUAAUGGGGUUAGGUACGCUGGUAGGGAAAGUGAAUGUCGAAACAUUAUGUCUUUUCCAAGUAAAAAUUGUUCGUGGUCUGGUUUAUGUUCAAAAGAGGCUUCCUAUUUAUGCUAGCAAAGAGCAAGACGAGACAAGUCAGGUUCUUAUGCAGAUUCUAAGAGUGGUUAAUAAUGUUGAUGAAGCAAACAGUGACGCCCGCAGACAAAGCUUUCAAGGUGUUGUAGAAUAUCUUGCUACUGAAUUGUUCAAUCCCAAUGCAUCUAUCACAGUGAGGAAAAAUGUUCAGAACUGUCUUGCACUUUUGGCUAGCCGGACUGGUAGUGAGGUAUCUGAACUGCUUGAGCCUUUAUACCAACCUUUGCUGCAGCCACUUAUAAUGCGUCCACUUCGAUCAAAGACAAUUGAUCAACAGGUUGGAACUGUGACAGCUCUGAAUUUUUGUUUAGCAUUGAGGCCCCCCCUUCUAAAAGUGACUCCACUGGGAUCAGCAGCGGGUGCUCAUCCUAGACAAAGCCAGCGGACAGAUUCAGAUUCUGCAGUAACUUCUUCUCGUCAAACUGCUGAUGUUGGGGUAGUCAUAUCUAAUAUAAAGUCGGUCUUGGAACUUAUUGAUGAAAGGGUUAUGCUUUUAGCGGAUUGCAAAAGACCUGUGACUCAAAUAUUGAACACGUUGCUUUCAGAAAAGGGGACUGAUUCUAGUGUGCUUAUCUGCGUGCUAGACAUGUUAAAAAGGUGGGCUGAGGAUGAUUUCGGGAAAACAAGUUUAUCGGGGUCCUCUGGUGCAUUUCUUACCCAGAAAGAUAUAGUUUCUUUCCUCCAGAAGCUUGCACAGGUUGAUAAGCAGCACUUCUCAUCUGUUGCUUUGGAUGAGUGGGAUAAGGCGUAUCUCCAGCUUUUAUAUGGACUUUGUGCCGAUUCAACGAAGUAUCCGUUGGCACUCCGACAAGAGAUCUCUCUGAAAGUUGAGAGACAUUCCAUGCUUGGUUUACGGGCAAGGGAUCCUGAUAUGCGAAGGAAGUUCUUCUUGUUAUACCAUGAGUCUCUCGGAAAAAAUUUAUUUGCACGGUUGCAGUAUAUUAUUCAAAACCAAGAUUGGGAAGCUAUGGGUGAUGUUUUUUGGCUCAAACAGGGUCUUGAUCUCCUCCUAGCCAUUUUAAUUGAGGAGAAGCCCAUUACGCUAGCACCGAAUUCUGCCAGGGUAGUACCACUUUUGUCAUCACAAAAUCCUGGAACACAUUACCAACCACCUGCUAUGCCAGAGGGACCUGAAGAAGUUGGCUCAAUGUUUGAUAGCAUUGUAAUGAAGCAUGCACAAUUUCUUAGUGCGGCAAGCAAACUUCAGGUCGCUGAUGUUGUUAUCCCUUUAAGGGAGCUUGCUCACACAGAUGCCAAUGUUGCUUACCAUUUGUGGGUGCUAGUAUUUCCAAUUGUGUGGGCAACUCUACACAAGGAAGAGCAGAAAGCUUUAGCUAAGCCUAUGAUUUCUCUACUUUCGAAGGACUACCACAAGAAGCAGCAAGGGCACAGACCAAAUGUUGUUCAAGCACUUCUGGAAGGGCUUCAGUUGAGCCAUCCUCAACCUAGGAUGCCUAGUGAGCUUAUCAAAUAUAUAGGAAAAACGUACAAUGCAUGGCAUCUUGCAUUGACUUUGUUAGAGACUCAUGUCAUGCUGUUCACGAAUGAAUCAAGAUGUGCUGAGUCUCUUGCUGAGCUUUAUCGUUUGUUAAACGAAGAUGACAGGAGAUUUGGAUUGUGGAAGAAUAGGUCCAACACCACCGAAUCGAGAGCUGGGCUUUCAAUGGUUCAACAUGGAUUUUGGCAACGUGCUCAGAGCCUAUUUUAUCAGGCAAUGGUUAAGGCAACCCAAGGCACUUACAAUAACACAGUACCUAAGGCCGAAAUGUGCCUGUGGGAGGAGCAAUGGCUCCACUGUGCCACUCAACUUGGUCAGUGGGAUGCCCUGGUAGAUUUUGGAAAAAGCACCGAGAAUUAUGAAAUUUUGCUUGAUAGUCUUUGGAAAGCUCCAGAUUGGGCAUACUUGAAAGAUCAUGUGAUACCCAAAGCACAAGUGGAAGAGACGCCGAAGCUUCGUUUGGUUCAAGCUUGUUUUGCCCUUCAUGAAAAAAAUGCAAACGGUGUAGGAGAUGCUGAAAACAUAGUUGGGAAAGGCGUUGAUCUUGCUUUGGAACAGUGGUGGCAGUUACCGGAAAUGUCUCUUCAUGCUAGGGUGCCUCUACUGCAGCAAUUCCAACAACUAGUGGAGGUGCAAGAGUCUUCUAGAAUUUAUGUUGACAUCACAAAUGGGAGUAAAGUUCCUGGAAAUGCUGCUGUUGGGGGACAGGGAAAUCAUUAUGCAGAUCUGAAAGACAUUCUUGAGACUUGGAGGCUAAGAACUCCAAAUGAAUGGGAUAAUAUGACCAUCUGGUAUGAUAUGCUGCAGUGGAGGAAUGAGAUGUAUAAUGUUGUUAUUGAUGCAUUUAAGGACUUUAUAACUUCAAAUACUCAACUUCAUCACCUUGGUUAUCGUGACAAAGCAUGGAACGUCAAUAAGCUUGCUAGGAUAGCUCGGAAACAAGGGCUUUAUGAUGUUAGCGUUCAGAUACUUGAAAAAAUGUAUGGGCACUCACAAAUGGAAGUACAGGAAGCCUUUGUUAAAAUUAAAGAGCAGGCAAAAGCUCAUCUGGAAACGAAAGGAGAGCUCGCUACUGGUCUUAAUCUGGUUAAUAGCACAAAUUUGGAGUUCUUUCUAGCGAAGAACAAGGCAGAAAUUUUUCGACUAAAGGGGGAUUUUCAUUUGAAGCUAAACGACACUGAAGGUGCUAAUAUUGCAUAUUCCAACGCAAUCACCCUAUUCAAAAAUUUACCCAAAGGAUGGAUAAGCUGGGGAAAUUACUGUGAGAUGGCAUACCAAGAAACACAAGAGGAAAUCUGGCUGGAAUAUGCCGUUAGCUGCUUUCUUCAGGGUAUAAGAUUUGGAGUUUCCAAUUCCAGAAGUCACAUGGCUCGUGUUCUUUAUCUUCUUAGUUUCGAUACAGCAAAUGAGCAUGUUGGUAGAACAUUUGAUAAACACUUGGACCAAGUACCUCACUGGGUGUGGCUUUCUUGGAUCCCACAGCUGUUGCUUUCCUUGCAGCGUACAGAAGCACCCCAUUGCAAAUUAGUUCUAAUGAAAAUUGCUGCAGUAUUCCCGCAGGCUCUCUAUUACUGGCUUCGCACCUACUUACUAGAACGCCGUGAUGCAGUAAAUAAAUCUGAACUUAGCAGAAUUGUUUUGGCUCAAAGAAUGCAGCAGAAUGUUCCUGGUGUUAGUGCGGUUCAUGGUGGAGGCAAUUUACCAUCAGAAACUCAAAUCCAUCAAGGUGCUCAAACAAGUGGGGCUGUUGGAACCACCCGUGAUAAUGGUAACCCACAUGCGCAAGAAAGUGAACGUGCCGCUAUGGAAAACAAUGUUAAUUCAGGGAAUGAUCAGCCUAUGAACCAAAGCAGUUCAACUAUCAAUGAAAAUAGUCAACACGCAGUAAUACGGGAUGGUGCUUCCUUGGCAAUGUCUGCUGCUGGUGCUUUUGAUGCUGCAAAGGAUAUUAUGGAAGCUCUUAGGAGUAAACAUAACAACUUGGCCAGUGAACUUGAGGUUCUUCUCACGGAAAUAGGUUCGAGGUUUGUUACCCUACCGGAAGAAAGACUUCUUGCGGUUGUGAAUGCUUUGUUGCAUCGAUGUUACAAAUAUCCAACUGCCACCACUGCCGAAGUUCCCCAACCGCUCAAGAAAGAACUCUCGGGUGUAUGCAGAGCUUGUUUUUCUGCAGAUGCUGUGACCAAGCAUGUCGCAUUUGUGAGAGAAUACAAACAGGAUUUCGACUUCAAUGUUGUUGAUGUGGAGAUACCAGGACAGUACUUUGCUGACCAGGAAGUCGCACCUGAUCAUACAGUAAAGUUGGAUAGGGUUGGAGCAGACAUACAAAUUGUACGAAGGCAUGGGAGCAGCUGCAGACGUUUGACUCUUAUUGGCUCCGAUGGCUCACAAAAGCAUUUUAUUGUUCAAACAUCAUUAACUCCUAAUGCGAGGAGUGAUGAACGAAUCUUGCAGGUUUUCCGUGUGAUGAAUCAAAUGUUUGACAAGCAUAAAGAAUCGAGAAGACGCCAUAUAGGACUUCACACUCCGAUCAUAAUCCCUGUCUGGUCUCAGGUCCGAAUGGUUGAGGAUGAUCUCAUGUACAACACUUUCCUUGAGGUAUAUGAGAAUCACUGUGAAAGGAAUGGUCGAGAGUCAGAUCAUCCUAUUACCUACUUCAAGGAGAAACUCAAUCAAGCUAUCUCAGGGCAAAUCUCGCCAGAAGCAAUUGGAGAUCUUCGGCUACAGGCUUAUGGUGAAAUCACAAAGAACAUAGUCAAUGACACCAUCUUCUCUCAGUACAUGUACAAGACAUCAAUGAGCGGAAGUCAUCUUUGGGCUUUCAAGAAGCAAUUCGCUGUCCAGCUAGCUGUAUCCAAUUUCAUGUCCUUCAUUCUACAAAUUGGUGGAAGAUCCCCAAACAAGAUCUUGUUCGCCAAAAAUACGGGGAAAAUGUUCCAGACAGAUUUUCAUCCAUCGUACGACUCCAAUGGGAUGGUCGAGCUCAACGAACCUGUCCCUUUCCGCCUCACAAGAAACAUGCAAGCAUUCCUAUCGCAUUUUGGUGUCGAAGGUCCUCUCAUGUCAAACAUGUGUUCUGCAUCUCAAGCAGUUUUCUCCUCCAAGCAAAACGAACAUCUUCGGUAUCAAUUAGCCAUGUUCUUUCGCGAUGAGCUUCUAUCAUGGUUUGGAAGAAGACCUCUUGGGGUGCCUAUUCCUCCUGUUACAGGAAUUGCUACUUUGAGUUCGGCCGAGCUGAAGCACAAAGUUAACUUAAACGUUGACGAUGUCAUUGGACGAAUCAGAGGAAUAGCGCCACAGUAUUUCUGUGAAGAGGAUGAGAACUCGGUGGAGCCGCCACAGUCUGUACAAAGAGGUGUGAAUGAAUUGGUGGAGGCAGCUUUGUCGCCUCGCAAUCUAUGUAUGAUGGAUCCAACAUGGCAUCCGUGGUUCUAACUUGCUUUUAAGUUAAACUUUUAACCAUUUUGAGGUAGAAUCUGAGUUUUGAAGAGGUUAGGUUUGUAAAUAGUUUACCUAACUGCGUUCCAACUCAUUAGGGUUUUUUGGAUGAUUUGUAUUGGAACAACUCAUCUAUUAAGUUAAAAAGUCGAAAUUUCCUCUA